This is a messenger RNA of Medioppia subpectinata, 9990 nucleotides long. The record is from the annotation of a GenBank genome assembly. NCBI's taxonomy places the organism in Eukaryota, Metazoa, Arthropoda, Arachnida, Sarcoptiformes, Oppiidae.
AUGAGUGGAUUAAUGAUUAACAAACGCCUAAACAUAACGGCUUUAAUGACAACCGUAUCGACAGUUUGUGGUUAUUAUUGUUAUCAAAAACACGACAAACAACACAAACACACAUUUGCGGCAAACAAUCGACAAUUAAUACCUAACGUCGGGCUAAGAAUCGGCCGAAUGAGUGACAAACACAACAACUAUACCACCGAUGAUAUCGUCGAGCACUUCAUCAAACGUUUUGUGGCCAUAUAUAAGUCAAAAGGUUAUAACGCCGACAACAGCACCGCCUUUGAGUGGGGCUCCGGUAUUGUCAUCGAUAACCACUACAUACUGACCAACUGUCACGCGUCGGACGGCGCCGGAGGGGUCGACGUCUACCCCAUGGGGUGGGACUGGGAGGGAGACCUCGGCAUUAAAUAUCCGGCCAAAAAGGGACGAUUGGUGUACGCGGAACCCGACCUCGACUCAGCCCUCAUCCGCCUCAUACCCGACCAGUUGGACGUCGAGUCGGGCGUUCAGUUUGCGACGGGUGUAGAGGCCGGCGAACCGCUGGUCAUUAUCGGUAAUCCGCCUCUAAUUGACUUCUCUCCAGCCGUCGGUGUGGUCCGAAAUGUCGACCGCAGCGCCCAAUCCUUAUCGAUCGGCACCUAUCAAGUGGCUCACAAUUACCCGAGCGCUGACAGUCGGCAUCUGAUCCACGACUGUCCUCAAUAUGACGGCUAUUCUGGCGGUCCGGUCAUCAACACAGCCAAAGAAGUGGUCGGUUUGAUUUGGGGCAGUAUUAGUGACUUUCGCGAGAACUGUGCCAUACCUUCCCAAUCGGUGACCGCAUUCAUCUCAAGGGGACUGAAGUUUGAACUGAAGGACAGUGAGGACAGGCGUACAUAUCGGGCGUCAAAGUCGUUGGGAUUAGUGAUGAAAUCGGUGUCCGAUAUGAAGACAGUUCAGCGAAGAGUUUACGGCACAUUUGAUCCCACAAUUAACGCUCCAUUAGUUGUGAACAAAUCUUUGUUAAACAUUAACUGUCGGACCGAACAUACUUUUAAAAAGAGUGAUAUUAUCGUCGCUGUGAAUGAAAUGGCCGUCAAUUCUGUGUCUGAACUGAGAGAUUGCCUCCAAAAGUGUCCGACGGGUGAAGUCGUGGACAUAACUGUCAUCCGAUCUCUGGAUCCAACCAAUAGGACACAUAUUUAUGUCAAACCCGAACCCAUUAAAUCUAUAGAAUUUCAUAUCAAAAUUUGCCGAAUGGUCGACACAGACAAGUAUACCAUCGAUGAGAUAGUAGAAGAUUUCAAUGAUAAGUUUGUGAAGCUAUUCAAUGUGACCGGUUAUGACGCUAACGGCCAGAUUGACUAUUCCUACGGCUCCGGUAUUGCCAUCGACAAGGAGUACAUAUUGACCAACUGUCACGUGAUUGAUGGCCACCUGGAGCUGGAAGUGUGGCCAUUUGGGCGCGACUACAAGGGCGACGUCGAGCUCAGACCAUACUGUGAAAAUGGACAGUUGGUGUACGCGGAGCCCGAACUGGACGCAGCACUCGUCCGCAUACCGGGAGAGCUAGACUUAAAUUCCAUAAAGUUUGCGACGGGUGUAGAGGCCGGCGAACCGCUGGUCAUAAUCGGUAAUCCGCCUCUAAUUGAUUUCACACCAGCCGUAGGUGUGGUCCGGACUGUCGAUCGCAGCGCACAAACCCUAUCGAUCGGUGACUAUAAAGUGGCUCAUAAUUACCCGAGCGCUGACAGUCGGCAACUGAUCCACGACUGUCCUCAAUAUGGCGGCUAUUCCGGCGCUCCGGUCAUCAACACAGCCAAAGAGGUCGUGGGUUUAAUUUGGGGCGGCAUUAAUGUCUACCGCGAGAACUGUGCCAUACCUUCCCAUUCGGUGACCGCAUUCAUUGAAAGGGGACUGAAGUUUGAACUGAAGGACAGUGAAGACAGGCGUACAUAUCGGGCGUUCAAGUCGUUGGGAUUAAUUGUAAAAUCAAUGUCUGAGAUGAAAACAGAUCAGCGAAGAAGUGAUAUUAUCGUCGCUGUGAAUGAAAUGGCCGUCAAUUCUGUGUCCGAACUGAGAGAUUGUCUCCAAAAGUGUCCGACGGGUGAAGUCGUGGACAUAACUGUUAUCCGAUCUCUGGAUCCAACCAAUAGGACACAUAUUUAUGCCAAACCCGAACCCAUUCUAAAAACCGUUCAAAUGGUAGACACAGAGAAGUGCACCAUCGAUGAGAUAGUAGAGCAUUUCAUCUACAAGUUUGUGCUCCUCUACAAUACCAUAGGUUUUGACGCUGAGAAUGAGAUCAGUUGUUUAGGCGGUUCCGGUAUAGUCAUCGACAAAGAGUACAUAUUGACCAACUGUCACGUGAUUGAUGGCUACAAAUGUGUGGAUGUGCUGCCAUUUGGUGUGGACGUCGAGGGCAACACUGUUAUAAGCUAUCCAUCGGAAAAGGCACGGUUGGUAUACGCGGAGCCCGAGUUGGACGCAGCCCUCAUCCGCAUACCGGGCAUCGAGUUGGACAUUGAGGCCGUCGAGUUUGGCACGACUGGCGUAGAGGCCGGCGAACCGCUGGUUAUAAUCGGUAAUCCGGAGAUUGACUGCACGCCGGCCGUAGGUUUGGUGCAGACAGUUGGCCGCGUCGGACACACCAUCUCUGUGGGCAAUCACCACACUUUUCCCCAUUACGUGUGCGACGACUUCCCAAAUAUGAUGUUUGAUUGUCAGCAAUACAGCGGCUGUUCGGGCGGUCCGGUCAUCAACGCGGCCAAAGAGGUGGUCGGCCUGUUGUGGGGCGGCAUUGAUGUCUUCCGCGAGAACUGUGCCAUACCUUCGCAAUCAGUGACCGCUUUUAUUGAGAGGGGACUGAAGUUUGAACGCAAAGACGCGGAGGACAGGUAUGAAUACCAGACAUCAAAGUCGUUGGCAUUAAUUAUAAAAUCGGUGUCCGAUAUGAAGACUGUUCAGCGAAGAGUUUACGGCACAUUUGAUCCAACAAUUACCGCACCAUUCGUUUACAACACCGAACUCCUGAAGACUAACUCCGCGGCCAUAGAGACUUUUAUAGAGAGGGAUAUUAUCGUCGCUGUGAAUGAAAUGGCCGUCAAUUCUGUGUCCGAAUUGAGAGAUUGUCUCCAAAAGUGUCCGACGGGUAAAGAGCUGGACAUAACUGUCAUCCGAUCGCUCGAUCCCAACAACAAAACACAUAUCAAAAUCAAACCCAAACUCAUUUUCUGUUCAAACUACACCAUCGAUGAGAUAGUAGAGCACUUCAUCAAACGCCUAUUGGACAUCGAGGCCGUGGAGUUUGGGACGGGUGUAGUGCCCGGCGAACCGCUGGUCAUAAUUGGAAAUCCCGACAUUGACUUCACUCCGGCGGUGGGUGUCGUGCAGACUAUUGGCCGCAGUGGACACACCAUCUCUGUUGGCACUUAUGAAACUUUUCCCACAUAUGUGAGCAACAAUUGCCGGCACUUGACCUACGAUUGUCCGCAAUACGAAGGUUAUUCCGGCGCACCCGUCAUCAACGCGGCCCAAAAGGUGGUCGGACUCGUUUGGGGCGGCGUUAAUGACUAUCGCGAGAACUGUGCCAUACCUUCCGAUUCGGUGACCGCAUUCAUUGAAAGGGGACUGAAGUUUGAACGCGAAGACAAAGAGGACAGGUAUACAUACCAGACGUCAAAGUCGUUGGGAUUAGUUGUGAAAUCGGCGGCCGAUAUCAAUACUGUUCAGCAAAGAAUUUACGGCAGAUUUUAUCCUACAAUUACCGCACCAUUUGUUUGCCAUAAACUGAUGACCAACUCUUCAGCCAAAGAGGAUUUUAUAGAGAGUGAUAUUAUCGUCGCUGUGAAUGAAAUGGCUGUCAAUUCUGUGUCAGAACUGAGAGAUUGUAUCGAUAAGUGUCCGACGGGUGAAGAGUUGGACAUAAUUGUCAUCCGAUCUCUGAACCCAAACAACAAAAUACAUAUUAAAGUCAAAUCCCAACCCAUUGUCUGUCCAAACUACACCAUCGAUGAGAUAGUAGAGCACUUCAUCAAACGCCUAGUGCUAAUAUACACCAUCACUGGUUCUGACACUGAUAAUGAUCCCGAAUAUUUCAUGGGCUCCGGUAUUAUCAUCAACAAAGAGUAUAUACUGACCAACUGUCACGUGAUUGAUGGCUACAAAGAGAUCCCUGUCGUGGCGUUCGGCGUCGACUCCAAUGGCAACAUCGAAAUGAAACCUUCACCGGAAAAUGCAGAGUUGGUGUACGCGGAGCCCGAGUUGGACGCAGCACUCAUUCGCAUACCGGGCGUCGAGUUGGACAUCGAGGCCGUCGAGUUUGGGACCGGUGUAGUGGUCGGCGAACCGCUGGUCAUAAUUGGAAAUCCCGACAUUAACUUCACUCCGGCGGCGGGUGUGGCGCAGACUAUUGGCCGCAGCGGACACACCAUCUCUGUUGGCACUUAUGAAACUUUUCCCACGUAUGUGAGCGCCAAUUGUCGGCACUUGACCUACGAUUGUCCGCAAUUCAACGGAUAUUCGGGCGCACCGGUCAUCAACGCAGCCAAAGAAGUGGUCGGACUCGUUUGGGGCGGCGUUAAUGAUUAUCGCGAGAACUGUGCCAUACCUUCCCAUUCGGUGACCGCAUUCAUUGAAAGGGGACUGAAGUUUGAACUGAAAGACAGUGAAGACAGGCGUACAUAUCGGGCGUCAAAGUCGUUGGGAUUAGUGGUGAAAUCGUUAUCCGAUAUGAAUACUAUUCAGCAAAGAGUUUACGGCACAUUUGAUCUUACAAUUAACGCACCGUUUGUUUGCGAUAAACUGAUGAUCAACUCUUCGCCCAAAGAGACUUUCAUAGAGAGUGAUAUUAUCGUCGCUGUGAAUGAAAUGGCCGUCAAUUCUGUGUCCGAACUGAGAGAUUGUCUUCAAAAGUGUCCGACGGGUGAAGAGUUGGACAUAACUGUCAUCCGAUCUCUGAAUUCAAACAACAAAAUACAUAUCAAAGUCAAACCCGAACCCAUUAACUUUAAUGACAACCGUAUCCACAGUUUCAAUCAAUUCAAACACAUAUUUAUGGCAAACAAUCAACAAUUAAGACCUAAACUACAACUAAAAACCGUUCAAAUGUUGGACACAGAAAACUACACCAUCGAUGAGAUAGUAGAGCACUUUAUCACUCGACUGGUGAUCAUAUACAAUCUGACCGGUUUUGACUCUAAUAAUGACCCCGAUUAUUUCUGUGGCUCCGGGAUUGUCAUCAACAGAGAGUAUAUACUGACCAACUGUCACGUGAUUGAUGGCCACAAACAGAUCAAUGUCAUGGCGUUCAACGAUGACUCCCUGGACAUUGAGAUGAGCUAUCCAUCAGAAGAGGCAAUGUUGGUGUACGCGGAGCCCGAGUUGGACGCAGCACUCAUUCGCAUACCGGGCGUUGAGUUAGACAUACAGGCGGUGGAGUUUGGGACGGGUGUAGUGGCCGGCGAACCGCUGGUCAUAAUUGGAAGUCCCGACAUUGACUUCACUCCGGCGACGGGUGUGGCGAAGACAAUCGGCCGCAGCGGACAAACCAUAUCUGUCGGCACUUAUGAAACUAUUUCUACAUACGUGAGCGCCGAUUGCUGGCACUUGACCUAUGAUUGUCCGCAAUACAGCGGUUAUUCCGGCGGUCCGGUCAUCAAUGCGACCAAAGAGGUGGUCGGACUCGUUUGGGGCGGCGUUAAAGAAUAUCGCGAGAAAUGUGCCAUACCUUCCGAUUCGGUGACCGCAUUCAUUGAAAGGGGACUGAAGUUUGAACGCAAAGACAAAGAGGACAGAUAUAUAUACCAGACAUCAAAGUCGUUGGGAUUAGUUGUGAAAUCGGCGGCCGAUAUCAUGUCUGUUCAUCAAAAAUUUUACGGCACAUUUUAUCCCACAAUCACCGCACCAUUUGUUUGCGAUAAACUGAUGACCAACUCUUUAGCCAAAGAGGCUUUUAUAGAGAGGGAUAUUAUUGUCGGUGUAAAUGAAAUGGCCGUCAAUUCUGUGUCCGAACUGAGAGAUUGUAUUGAAAAGUGUCCGACGGGUCAAGAGUUGGACAUAAUUGUCAUCCGAUCUCUUAAUCCAAACAACAGAAUACAUGUUAAAGUCAAACCCCAACCCAUUUUAUCGCUUAUACAACUUAAACCACAACUAAAAACCGUUCAAAUGGUCGACACCAAGAGCUACACCAUCGAUGAGAUAGACAAGGAUUUCACCUACAAGUUUGUGCAAAUAUAUAAUGUAAUCGGUUAUUACGCAAACAACGAUAUUAACUAUAUGUCCGGCUCCGGUAUAGUCAUCGACAAGGAGUACAUACUGACCAACUGUCACGUGAUUGACGGCAACAAAUGGCUAGAUGUGGUGCCGUUUGCGCUCAACAUUGAGGGCGACGUCGAGAUGAAAUACCCCCUCGAAAAUGGACAGUUAGUGUACGCGGAGCCCGAACUCGACGCAGCACUGGUCCGCAUACCGGGCUAUUUGGACGUCAACGCCGUCGGGUUUGGGACGGGUUUAGAGGCGGGCGAACCGCUGGUCAUAAUCGGUAAUCCGCCGGACAUUGACUUUACGACCGCAACGGGUGUUGUGUGCGCUAUUGGCUGCAGCGGACACACCAUCUCUGUCGGCACUUAUGAAACAUUUUCUACGCUCGUGAGCCCAGAUUGUCAGCAACUGAUCAACGAUUGUCCGCAAUACACCGGCUAUUCGGGCGGUCCGGUCAUCAACGCGGCCAAAGAGGUGGUCGGACUCAUUUGGGGCGGCGUCGGUGUCUUUCGCGAGAACUAUGCCAUACCUUCCCAUUUGUUGACCGCAUUCAUUGAAAGGGGACUGAAGUUUGAACGCAAAGACAAAGAGGACAGGUAUACAUACCAGACAACAAAGUCGUUGGGAUUAGUUGUGAAAUCGGUGGCCGAUAUCAAUACUUCUCAUCAAAGAAUUUACGGCACAUUUUAUCCCACAAUUACCGCACCAUUCGUUUGCCAUAAACUGAUGACCAACUCUUCAGCCAAAGAGGCUUUUAUAGAGAGGGAUAUUAUCGUCGGUGUGAAUGAAAUGGCCGUCAAUUCUGUGUCCGAACUGAGAGAUUGUAUCGAAAAGUGUCCGACGGGUGAAGUCGUGGACAUAACUGUCAUCCGAUCUCUAAAUCCAAACAACAAAAUACAUAUCAAAGUCAAACCCCAACCCAUUGUCUGUUCAUUAUCGCUUAUACAACGUAAACUACAACUAAAAAGCGUUCAAAUGGUCGACACCGGGAACUACACCAUCGAUGAGAUAGACGAAGAUUUCACCUACAAGUUUGUGAAAAUAUAUAAUGCGGAUGGUUAUGACGCAGACAACGAUACUAUGUAUACCUGGGGCUCCGGUUUUGUCAUCGACAAGGAGUACAUACUGACCAACUGUCACGUGAUUGAUGGCAACAAAUGGUUGGAUGUGCUGUCGUUUGAGGUCAACAUUGAGGGCUACGUCGAGAUGAAAUACCCCCUCGAAAAUGGACAGUUGGUGUACGCGGAGCCCGAACUGGACGCAGCACUGGUCCGCAUACCGGGCUAUUUGGACGUCGACGCCGUCAAGUUUGCGACGGGCGUAGAGGCGGGCGAACCGCUGGUCGUUAUCGGGAAUCCGCCGUACAUUGACUUCACGACCGCAACGGGUGUUGUGCGCGCUAUUGGUAACAGCGGACAUGGCUUAUCUGUCGGCACUUAUGAAACAUUUUCUCUGCUCGUCAGCCCUAAUUGCCAACAACUGAUCCACGACUGUCCGCAAUACCACGGCUAUUCUGGCGGUCCGGUCAUCAACACAGCCCAAGAGGUGGUGGGACUCAUUUGGGGCGGCAUCGGUGACUUUAACGAGAGCUAUGCCAUACCUUCCCAUUCAUUGACCGCAUUCAUUGAAAGGGGACUGAAGUUUGAACGCGAGGACAAAGAGAGUAGGUAUACAUACCAGACAUCAAAGUCGUUGGGAUUAAUUGUAAAAUCGGUGUCCGAUAUGAAGACAGUUCAGCGAAGAGUUUACGGCACAUUUGAUCCCACAAUUACCGCACCAUUUGUUUACAACACUGAACUCCUGAAGACUAACUCCGCGACCACAGACAAACAAUACAAACACACAUUUAUGGCAAACAAUCAACAAUUAAGACGUAAACUACAACUAAAAAGCGUUCAAAUGGUCGACACCGGGAACUACACCAUCGAUGAGAUAGACGAAGAUUUCACCUACAAGUUUGUGAAAAUAUAUAAUGCGGAUGGUUAUGACGCAGACAACGAUACUAUGUAUACCUGGGGCUCCGGUUUUGUCAUCGACAAGGAGUACAUACUGACCAACUGUCACGUGAUUGAUGGCAACAAAUGGUUGGAUGUGCUGUCGUUUGAGGUCAACAUUGAGGGCUACGUCGAGAUGAAAUACCCCCUCGAAAAUGGACAGUUGGUGUACGCGGAGCCCGAACUGGACGCAGCACUGGUCCGCAUACCGGGCUAUUUGGACGUCGACGCCGUCAAGUUUGCGACGGGCGUAGAGGCGGGCGAACCGCUGGUCGUUAUCGGGAAUCCGCCGUACAUUGACUUCACGACCGCAACGGGUGUUGUGCGCGCUAUUGGUAACAGCGGACAUGGCUUAUCUGUCGGCACUUAUGAAACAUUUUCUCUGCUCGUCAGCCCUAAUUGCCAACAACUGAUCCACGACUGUCCGCAAUACCACGGCUAUUCUGGCGGUCCGGUCAUCAACACAGCCCAAGAGGUGGUGGGACUCAUUUGGGGCGGCAUCGGUGACUUUAACGAGAGCUAUGCCAUACCUUCCCAUUCAUUGACCGCAUUCAUUGAAAGGGGACUGAAGUUUGAACGCGAGGACAAAGAGAGUAGGUAUACAUACCAGACAUCAAAGUCGUUGGGAUUAAUUGUAAAAUCGGUGUCCGAUAUGAAGACAGUUCAGCGAAGAGUUUACGGCACAUUUGAUCCCACAAUUACCGCACCAUUUGUUUACAACACUGAACUCCUGAAGACUAACUCCGCGACCACAGAGACUUUUAUAGAGAGGGAUAUUAUCGUCGCUGUGAAUGAAAUGGCCGUCAAUUCUGUGUCCGAACUGAGAGAUUGUCUCCAAAAGUGUUCGACGGGUGAAGUCGUGGACAUAACUGUCAUCCGAUCUCUAAAUCCAAACAACAAAACACAUAUCAAAGUUAAACCCAAACUCAUUUCUGAGAUCAAUAUCGAAGGACUCGAUGGUGUACUCGUCAGUGAUGUCGAAGUCGAGGGGCGGACCAAACUUCUCGUCCGUUUUGUCGCCGUAGCCGACGGCGCCGCUGAGGCCCACACCGACGCUCGCCAUAUGACGGGAGGCGGCGGUGGCCGACCGGCAGUUGUGUCCACUUUAUCGCCGCCACGCCUUACGCUAAACACAAGAACUGUUGAAUUGACCCGUCUCGUCCACCCGUUGGUCGUCAUCGAGAUCUUUGCCGUCAAACACGAGCCGCUGUUUCCCAUCGGCGGAGGCGGCGGACAAUUCGGUGCCGGCCUUCUUGGCGAUCAACCGCUUGAGUUGGGCCACAGUCUGGAACUGAAGGACACUCACUCUCACCAUCUGAUCGGUCAUUUUGAUGCGCGCGUUGACAGAGAUGGCCGACGGGUGCGGUUGAUGGACGCCAUUCUUGGCCUUCGGUUUGCCACCGAUGGACAGCUUCGGCCGAUAAGCGCGGCCCGCCUUCAACGCGAUGGUCACCCGAUUGGAUAUGAUGUGAAUCUCAGUGUUGGCGUCGAUCUCUCCCGCGGGAUACAUGUCGGCGAACGACUGGCCGUCGGGUCUGUUGGGUGUCAUAAACCUGAGCCGAUGGCCGCAGUCUUCGAGAAUGUCGUAGACUUCAAACGUGCGGCGCUUUAUCACAAACGACCUCUUCGUUCCGUACGUAAUAUCCAUCCAAAUGUCAAAACCCGGCGACUGGUUCUCCACUUUGAUCUCAAAGUCGGUGUCCUUAUCGUCGAAAAGAGCGACAAAACUGCGGCCAUCGAAGCCAUCCAAGUCUAG